Anopheles cruzii is the source of this 349-nucleotide messenger RNA. RefSeq names its product transmembrane protein 141. The coding region runs from base 1 to 345 and encodes 114 amino acids. The record is from RefSeq and is a predicted model, not a curated record. The transcript has a single exon. NCBI's taxonomy places the organism in Eukaryota, Metazoa, Arthropoda, Insecta, Diptera, Culicidae.
AUGAACGAUAUAAGGUUGCUGAAGGAACAGCAGCGUGAUAAGCAUCCCGGGUUCGAUUCGUACCUUGAGUGUAUGACUCGGUCGUUGUUUACCGGGUUGGCCACUUUUUCACUGGGAUUCGCGAGUGUCUACUUCCUGCAGCAGAUCGGACAGCGCUAUCUGCCGUACCCACGGAAAGGAAACAUACUGGUGGCGGUUCUCGUGGCCACGGGGGCUUCGUACAAAGUGACAUCGGAUCGUACCCGUGCCUGCCAGGCACGGUGGAUGGCCGUAGAAGAGAAGUACAGUGUGUUACAAGAGACACUCGACAAAUCGGAUGAGAUUUCCACUGGGAAAGGUGUUUAGGAAA